AUGUCCUUCCAACUGCACAGUGCCCCGCCCUUCCGGGCCGAACACAUGGGUUCCUUGCUCCGGCCCCAGAACCUUCUGGAGGUGCGCGAGAGGAUCCGCGACACGGGCGUGUCCGAGGAGGAGGCGGGGUUGCACGCGGUCGAGAAGCAGACGGUCGGCGAGGUGGUCCAGCUGCAGCGGGAUCUGGGCUACAAGGCCGUCACCUCGGGCGAGUUCAACCGGACGCGGUUCUGGGGGCAGAUGUGGGAUGAGUUUGAGGGAACCGUCCGUCUGCAGGACGCGGAGGCCUCGAUGUUCCGGCUGUACCACCCGGACGUGGUCAGCCUGAUCGAGAAGGACCGCAAGGUGAUGCCGGGCGACUCGGUGAUCGCCGGCUCGAAACUGUCCUGGAGCGCGGAGAAGUCCGUGUCGAACCUGCACGAGCUGCGGCUGGUGCAGCAGGCCCUGCCCGAGAGCGAGUGGGGCACCAUCAAGCUGACGAUGAUCACGCCGGCCUGGUUCCACAUGCGCUACAAGCAGGGCAAGGCCUACAGCCCGGAGGCGUACGCCAGCGACGCCGAGUACUUCCGCGACGUGGCCCAGGUGUACCGGGCGGAGCUGGCGGCGCUGUACGCGGCGGGGCUGCGCAACGUGCAGUUUGACGACCCCGGGAUGGCCUACUUCUGCUCGACGGCCUUCCGCCAGGGCUGGGAGGCCGACCCCGACAACCUCGGCACCGUCGAGGACCUGCUGGAUGCCUACAUCCAGCUGUACAACGACUGCCUCCGCGACCUGCCCGCCGACUUCCACACGGGCAUCCACCUGUGCCGCGGCAACUUCAUCGGCGGCCGCCACUUCGCCGAGGGCUCCUACGACAUCAUCGCCCAGAAGCUCUUCCAGGACCUCAACGUCCACACCUUCUACCUCGAGUACGACAACGAGCGCUCCGGCGGCUUCGAGCCCCUCCGCUACCUGCCCAAGAACAAGAACGUCGUCGUCGGCAUCAUCAGCACCAAGCUCCGCGCCCUCGAGGACAAGGAGGCCAUGAAGGAGCGCGUCUACCGCGCCGCCGAGUUCGUGAGUGCCGGCAGCGGCGAGUCCCGCGAGGAGGCCCUCAACCGCAUCUGCGUCAGCCCGCAGUGCGGGUUCAGCACCCACGAGAGCGGCUACCCGCUGAGCCUCGAGGAUGAGAAGAAGAAGCUGGGCUUGGUUCGCGAGAUCGCUGAUGAGAUCUGGGGCCAGCCUUAG
This is a messenger RNA of Aspergillus aculeatus ATCC 16872, 1227 nucleotides long. Its product is annotated as cobalamin-independent methionine synthase II family protein. The coding region runs from base 1 to 1227 and encodes 408 amino acids. Gene Ontology annotation, molecular function: zinc ion binding; 5-methyltetrahydropteroyltriglutamate-homocysteine S-methyltransferase activity. NCBI's taxonomy places the organism in Eukaryota, Fungi, Ascomycota, Eurotiomycetes, Eurotiales, Aspergillaceae. The transcript has 2 exons. The record is from RefSeq and is a predicted model, not a curated record.